Molecule: messenger RNA, 213 nt
Organism: Yamadazyma jaroonii
Lineage: Eukaryota; Fungi; Ascomycota; Pichiomycetes; Serinales; Debaryomycetaceae
Source: the annotation of a GenBank genome assembly
AUGAUCACCGGUUUAUUUCUAAUCAUUAGUAUUUUCGCAGCCACGCCAUUGCAGGGGAGGCCCAGUUUGGUACCACAGGUCAAACUGGGGGCGGUACAAUGCGAAUUUCCAUCGCAGUUAAGGAAACCUGGGGCGGGGUGCAAGAUUUCCCUACAAAUAGUCGUAUUUCUUUCACAUACUCCGAAAUCUUGGGAGGGAGAUUACAAAUCUUAG